Molecule: messenger RNA, 1959 nt
Organism: Rhagoletis zephyria (snowberry fruit fly)
Lineage: Eukaryota; Metazoa; Arthropoda; Insecta; Diptera; Tephritidae
Source: RefSeq, a predicted model, not a curated record
AUGGAAGUUUGCGACGAGUUUAUGGUCCAGGAGAUCUACCCCGACGGCACGGAGAUCUACAAGCAGCCUCUGACGAUGUCGGAGAACUUUGCUCGAAUCAUAAAUCGAAUUGAUUUCGAAAAACUCUCCGUCGCUCUGAACGAUCAAGGUGGUUCAAUUGCUGAGAAUGAGAAUAUCGAGGUGCCUGAAAUACCAAUCAAUGUGGCGUCUUUUAUUAAUCCAACCCAGAGAACGCCACUCUCAGGCACUUCGGCGCAAUUUGACUCGAUCAAGGCGAAGAUCAUGCAGGCGCUGACCAACGUCUCGGUUAUGCAUGACGUCAUUAAAGUGGGCAAAGAACAGGAGUACCUUGUCAUCGAUCGAGUGGCCAAAGAUGUGAACAAAAGCGAAGAAAAGCCCAUCACAGUGCUGGUUGCGAAGAAGAAGGGCCUUCUGCAAGCCGCUGCCAUCAUCUCCACUGCUUUCGAGCGGCUUCAGGCGGAGCAGAAUCAAGUGUCGCGAACUCGGGUCGACUUUCACGCGGAGCUACUCGCCAUGCGGCAAAGUUGGCGCCUUCGGAAGAAGGGCUCCACCAUUUUGGGUGAUCUAAGCUACCGAAGCGCCGGCUCAAUGUUCGCACAACCGGGCACCUUUGAGGUGGUCCGCAAUGAGAACCAAACGCCACAGAACCCUAGUGCCUUGCGCAUCAUCAUUCCAAAGUCCCUUGAAGGUGGCAACUUUUUCGUCGUUCGCACAAACAAGGACAGCAAAUCUCAGUUUAAAACGCUUUUUGAGCCGCUGAAGCUUCACAACCCACCCCCUUCUGCUGCCGCCGCCUCUGCAGCCGCCUCUUCUGAUCAGCCGUGGCAGGCGAAGCUGGAGAGCAUUCAAAACAUGCUCUUCAACAACGAACUCUUCAACCGCCUGGCACGAGAGUCCGUCCAGCUAAAGCUGCCCAUUCCCACUAUCGCCGCAGGAAAUCAAAUCAUCGCCUCACUAUUUCCUGGCCUGCAGCUGUCCAUAAAUCUGUGUCACACCUCUUCAUCCUCCUCCAGUGGUAGCAGUGGCAGUGCAGCCAGCUCAUUUGAAGCGCUCAGCGGAAACAACGCCGUUCUCGAGCACACCCUCCACCAGCUGCUCUACAAAAUACACUACCGAAAUCUGCACCACCCUCUGCCCCAUCCGGCGUCGGCUACGCUGGCCACCAACUCGGCGCGCUUCUUCUGCGGGCCCAGGGCGUACGACCGAGAGAUGCUCACCCAGCUGACGCACUCUGAGACCAUUCUUGAGCAGGUGAUUCAGCAGGGCCAGCACUCAAUGCUCCGCCUGCGCACCAUGUGUCUGAUUGACUCGCUGGCGAUUGAGGUGCAGGACCCGCUGAUCGUGCCCUGCUGGAACUACCUCAACUCGCCCACGGAGACCUCCGUUCGCAUUGACCUCUACUCCUUCAACUACGAGGCGCUGAACGGGUGCCGCACCUCGGUGAUGCUGCACAUUGGCACGCGCACAGUGAAGGCCAUUCUCCGUGACGGGCGCGUCAUGAACCUCUCCUUUGAGUCGCAGGAGCUGCGGCACUUUCUGCUGAACCUCAUUGCGCAGCACCAGCUGCUGGCGGUGCAGACGCUGGCGAAGGCCACCGGCUGGCGGGUCAUCUCGCUGACGCCCAACGUGGGCGUGGGCAAGCAGGAGCCGGUGUGCGGCACGGCCACCUCCAUCACCAUCCUCUCCUCGAACGGCAGUCGGAUGUUGUCGGUGAAGAGCGGCCCGCACUCGGGCAUCAAAGUGAAGCUCUCCUCGGCGCCGCAGGAGUUCUUCUUCCAGACGGAGCUGGUGAACAAUCCGCAGUGGGAGCAGCUGAACGGGCCUUUCAAGACGGUCGACUGGCCGCGCAUUCCCGGCAAGACCUUCGUCAACAAGAUGGAGUAUCUGAUGGCCUGUUUGUCCUGUCCGAGCAGCAGCGUCGCGCCGAACAGGGUUUGA